CUCGACACCCCGCGGAGGAAAAAACUCAAAAGCACAUCCAAGUAUAUUUAUCAGACUCUGUUCUUGAACGGUGAAAAUAGCGAUAUUAAGAUCUGUGCUCUGGGAGAGGAGUGGAACUUGCACAAGAUAUACUUGUGUCAGUCAGGCUACUUUUCCAGUAUGUUCAGUGGCUCUUGGCGGGAGUCUAGCAUGAAAACCAUAGAACUGGAGAUCCCUGACCAAAAUAUUGAUAUAGAAGCUCUACAGGUAGCUUUUGGCUCAUUGUAUAGAGAUGAUGUUUUAAUAAAACCCAGUCGAGUUGUUGCCCUUCUAGCAGCAGCCUGCAUGCUGCAGCUGGAUGGCUUAAUCCAGCAAUGCGGUGAGACAAUGAAGGAAACAAUUAAUGCAAAAACUGUGUGUGGCUACUACAAUUCUGCAGGAACAUAUGGAUUAGACUCUGUAAAGAAAAAGUGCCUUGAAUGGCUUUUGAAUAACCUGAUGACUCACCAGAGUGUUGAACUCUUCAAGGAACUCAGCAUAAACCUCAUGAAACAGCUGAUCAGCUCUUCUAACCUGUUUGUAAUGCAGGUGGAGAUGGAUGUAUAUACCGCUCUGAAGAAGUGGAUGUUCCUUCAGCUAGUGCCUUCUUGGAAUGGCUCACUAAAGCAACUCUUAGCUGAAGCUGAUGCCUGGUUUUCCAAGCGUAGAAAAGAUUUUGGGGGUGACCUUGCAUUUCUAGAAUCUGAACAAGGCAGCAUAUUUUUGCCUGUGUUCAAACAUUUGAGAUUGCAGUACAUCAUCAGUGAUUUGGCAUCAGCAAGGAUUGUUGAGAGAGAUGCUCUGAUACCUUCAGAAUGGCUGUCCUCUGUUUACAAACAGCAGUGGUUUGCCAUGCUCAGAGCAGAACAAGACAAUGAUAUUGGCCCUCAGGAAAUCAAUAAAGAAGAACUUGAAGGAAACAGCAUGAGGUGUGGUAGAAAGCUUGCAAAGGAUGGUGAUUACUGCUGGCGAUGGACUGGAUUCAACUUUGGCUUUGACCUGCUUGUUACCUAUACAAACCGCUAUAUCAUAUUCAAACGGAACACACUGAAUCAGCCGUGCAGUGGGUCGGUCAGUUUGCAGCCCCGGAGAAACAUAGCAUUCAGGUUACGUCUAGCCUCUUUUGAUAGCAGUGGGAAACUCAUUUGCAGUAGAACCACAGGAUAUCAGAUCCUAACUCUGGAGAAAGAUCAGGAACAAGUAGUAAUGAACUUGGACAGCAGACUUCUGAUUUUUCCUCUCUUUAUCUGCUGUAACUUCUUAUACACAUCGCCAGAGAAGAAGACAGAGAAUGAGGGACCACUUGAUAAUUCUGAAACCUGAGAUCUGUUCAGUGAAACAGUAGCACUUUGAUAACUCUGUAUGCCUGCUUUAAUUUAAAUGCCCUGCUGACGCACAAAGCUAUGGCAAAUAAAAGGCCUUAUACUGUAGCAAAUAUACAUGGCUACUCUUAGCCUCAGUAUAUUCCUAUGCAUAUCUGAAGGAAGAUCUGAAACCAUAUAGGCCAAAACUAGUUAUACGAUAAGUUUGUUUGCUUGUAUUUUCUGUUCUGCAUCUCAGACAAGAGCCAUUCCAUAUUUGAAUUGUUACUCUUUUUUAUGGGCAAAAUCUGAGCCUAAGUGAUGACAGUGAGUCAGUGUGAAUGAUGGUACUAGCUUAGAUAUAAAAUUCUGGAGCACUCAUUAUAUCUGAGUAAAAAAUAAUGUUUUCUUUGCUAUCCGCAAGGUUGUACUUUUUUAUAACUGCAAUGUAAAUAUUAAGAUUCAAAUUAAAUUCAUGCUAGUCCUUGGACCAGGGCAAAAUAGGCCUGUUUAAAUUUUGCCCUUUAACGUCUGUUAUUUAACUGAAUACAGGUUUUCCAACCUGAUUUUUGGGUUUUGUUUUUUUAACCUUUUUUGUGUCCCAUAUAUGCUUCUCCACCCCCUUGACCUUAGUUCAUUUUUUAACUUUGUGGAAAAUAUUUUUUUAUUUUCUGUUGGGGUUUUUUUUUUUUGUUUUGUUUUUUUUUAGAGUAACCACAGGAAGGUCAAUUUUUGAAACUUUCAGACAAGUCAUUCAUAGGUCUUCUUUUGAUAUACUGAAUUCUGCGAGGUAUGCUCUUUGUCUCUUGUGUCUUUCUGUUGACAUAAUCGAAAUUUUGUGCUAGGAUUUGAAGGAAUCCUAAUAUUCUUGGGUAUACCAAAUAUCAGUUUUUAAAUAUUUUGAGUAUUUUUUUUGUAACUUGUGACUUGUUUUAACUGUUCAUUGGGAAUCCAUGUCCCACUUUAAGCUCAGGACCUUGUGACCUUUGAGUGCCUUUUGAGUUGCAUGUUUUAACACAAACUUCACAUCAGUUAUGCAGGGUCACAGGAUCCCAAAUAGGAGCUGAGAAUAAGGGAUUAACUUCUUCGUUUGUUGUUUAAUUGUUUCAGUCAAGGAUAAGAUGUACAUUUUGUAUUGGUUUUGUACAUAGUGGUAUUUUUUUUUUUUUAUGUUUGUUGAUAUUUUGAAUUCCUAUUUACAGAAUUUUGGAUGCAAAGUGAGACUUGCCUCCACUGUAGCCUAUUUUUAAAGUUGAUAUUGUUAGAAAAGUAUAAAAUUCUUUGUACACUCUAACAAGGAUAAAAUACAUGUUUAGCAAAACGUGGCAACUUGUGAAUAAAUCAUUUGAA
Messenger RNA from Alligator sinensis (Chinese alligator), 2669 nucleotides. It is a transcript of the gene GMCL1, whose product is annotated as germ cell-less, spermatogenesis associated 1. Gene Ontology annotation, molecular function: protein binding. The transcript is spliced from 14 exons. Gene Ontology annotation, biological process: germ cell development. The annotation marks the transcript as partial. The record is from RefSeq and is a predicted model, not a curated record. NCBI's taxonomy places the organism in Eukaryota, Metazoa, Chordata, Crocodylia, Alligatoridae.